AGUUUAUCUAACAUCUUGGAGGAGCUCAAACUGCAGCUGUUUAAGUUUUGGCACUUUGUGGUUUCAGUUUUGUAGACAAAAAGAGGAAGUGUGUGGGAAAGACAAGUGUUUUAGUUUUGUGCACUGUGGUUGUUGGUCCAGUCGGCCAGUCUGUUAGGACUGAUAAGUGGAACCGAGUCUUCAUUAGAACCAUGGCAAACACACACAGCACACACCUUCACUGUUGGACCAUAGUGUGUCUCCUCUUCACCUCCUCUUUACCUGCUGCAGGAGUUCAGAUCAGACUGGUUGGUCCUGGUUCUACUCAGUGCUCUGGUAGGGUUGAGGUCUUCCAUGGUGGUACCUGGGGAACAGUCUGUGAUGAUGGAUGGGACUUAAAUGAUGCUCAGGUGGUUUGUAGACAGAUGAACUGUGGGACGGCAGUGAGUGCCCUAAGCUCCGCCCACUUUGGUCGUGGCUCUGGUCCAAUCUGGCUCGAUGAUGUGGUCUGUUCAGGAAAUGAGAGUUCUCUGACUGAGUGUCAACACCCAGGAUUUCGGUCACACAACUGUAAACAUGAUAAGGAUGCUGGUGUCAUGUGUUCAGAUCACAUCAGACUGGUUGGUCCUGGUUCUACUCAGUGCUCUGGUAGGGUUGAGGUCUUCCAUGGUGGUACCUGGGGAACAGUCUGUGAUGAUGGAUGGGACUUAAAUGAUGCUCAGGUGGUUUGUAGACAGAUGAACUGUGGGACGGCAGUGAGUGCCCUAAGCUCCGCCCACUUUGGUCAUGGUUCUGGUCCAAUCUGGCUCGAUGAUGUGGUCUGUUCAGGAAGUGAGAGUUCUCUGACUGAGUGUCAACACCCAGGAUUUCGGUCACACAACUGUAAACAUGAUAAGGAUGCUGGUGUCAUGUGUUCAGCUUCUCAGAUCAGACUGGUUGGUCCUGGUUCUACUCAGUGCUCUGGUAGGGUUGAGGUCUUCCAUGGUGGUACCUGGGGAACAGUCUGUGAUGAUGGAUGGGACUUAAAUGAUGCUCAGGUGGUUUGUAGACAGAUGAACUGUGGGACGGCAGUGAGUGCCCUAAGCUCCGCCCACUUUGGUCGUGGCUCUGGUCCAAUCUGGCUCGAUGAUGUGGUCUGUUCAGGAAAUGAGAGUUCUCUGACUGAGUGUCAACACCCAGGAUUUCGGUCACACAACUGUAAACAUGAUAAGGAUGCUGGUGUCAUGUGUUCAGAUCACAUCAGACUGGUUGGUCCUGGUUCUACUCAGUGCUCUGGUAGGGUUGAGGUCUUCCAUGGUGGUACCUGGGGAACAGUCUGUGAUGAUGGAUGGGACUUAAAUGAUGCUCAGGUGGUUUGUAGACAGAUGAACUGUGGGACGGCAGUGAGUGCCCUAAGCUCCGCCCACUUUGGUCGUGGCUCUGGUCCAAUCUGGCUCGAUGAUGUGGUCUGUUCAGGAAAUGAGAGUUCUCUGACUGAGUGUCAACACCCAGGAUUUCGGUCACACAACUGUAAACAUGAUAAGGAUGCUGGUGUCAUGUGUUCAGCGAGUCUCCCCAAACCCAGCAUCUCUAUGAAUCCUGCCACAGAGGUCACCUGGGGUCAAAGCGUCAGCAUCACUUGUUCAAUUUCAGCGGCAUUUUUGGAUGGAACAUUCAGUCUGAUGGCGUCCUCAGGCUCACGUAGAAACCCUCAGACAUCAACUUCCAACUCAGCUACGUUCAACAUUCCUACAGUGACCUUUGAGAAUGACGGAUCAUACCAGUGUCAGUAUCAGAAGACCAUUUCAAGUCAAACAUUCAGUUCUCCCCCAAGUGACCCCGUCACACUUCAUGUUACUGUGAAUCUGCACCAGCCCAGUAUCUCUGUGAUGUCUCCUAGCGGAGGCCUGGUGUGGGUUCCUGAAGGUGCAGAGGUCACCAGAGGUCACAGCUUUGUCAUCACUUGUUCUGUCAACGCUGGAUACCCCGGAGGCCGGUUCACUCUGAUCUCCGACUCCGACAACAUCACCACCACCGAGGCUGCGGUCAACAACUCCGCCUCCUUUAACUUUUCUGUGGCGGAGUACGAACACCAGGGAAACUACAGCUGCGUGUAUGAAGUGACAGGGUCCACACGCACAUUCACAUCUCCACAAACAGCAGCCAUUCAUAUCAUCAUUAGAUUUCCUUUGUUGCUACUGGUCCUUCCACCUGUUGCUGGGGGUUUGUUGCUGUUCCUGCUGGUCUUCGUGGUGAUCUUUCUGAUCCGAAGGAGACGAUCCCAUUCUGGGCAGAUUGGAGCCCAUGUUCAAACUCAGAUGUUUGAGGAUGACGACGGGGAAGAGGACUACAUCAAUGUUGAUGAAGUUUAUACCAAGGAACUAAAUGGGCCAGCAGGAAUGGGUGAUGAUGAUGAUGAUGAUGAUGAUGAUGAUGAUGAUGAUCGUGAUUAUGAGGAAGCAGAGACUGACGGGAACUGCAUGAAGUCCAAGAGGGCAUGUUUCAAUGUUGAGGGAAGCCAAGGAGAGGGUGAAAGUGGAGAUUCCAGCGAUGAUGAGGCUGACUAUGAAAAUGUAACCCAGCCACCGUCUGAACAAUAUGCCGACAUUUAUGGAGAAAAUGAAAAUGUUUACGCAAACUAUGAGUUUUCUGGUCAUCUGUAGGGAUUCAUUAAACUGCAGAGGACGGCUUUUUUUUUUCAAUUUACAGCUAUUAAAUUGAAUUAUAGUUUGUUUCCAUUUGAUACGUUUAGACGUGAUGAACACAUGACUCACAUUCAAGACCAGAACAAUUGCAACCAAAACAUCUGUAAGAGAUGGUUACAAAUAUAUUCUAGAGCAGUUUCUUUGAGUAGAAAAUGAUCCAAGUGUGAUCUGACCUAAGUACUAGAUGAAGUCCACAAAGGAGCAGAGUAGUUCCUGCCAUGAGAUAUGCAUUCCAUUUUGGGAAUAAGGACAUCAUCUAAACUGUAUCUGCUUGCUAGCUUGUUUUUAGUAUUUUGUAAUAUAUAGUGACAGCUAACUGGAUAGCAGGGUUCCUACACAUUUGACAUUUCUAAAUUCCAUACUUUUUCCAGACCCUAAUUUCCAGAUGUCUUGGUAAAAACAUUCCAUCCAGUCUUUAUAUUUGGAUUUACAAGCCAGUCGUCAGAGAAUUUCCAUCUACCCAUUAUGAGUUCUGCCAACAAUCAAACAAGACAUGUUGAAUAGCUCGCUCACCAACAGUGUGUGGACAUCACCUGUCCGUCAAAGCAGCAGUGAAAAUUGAUGACACCUAGGCGGGCCUUAAAUUGGUUGGAGGAGGAUAAAAGCGGGGCAUUCAACUUGUCAAUCUGCCCAAAUGUUUUCUGGGACACGUAGCCAACUGUUUGUGCUGUCACACAAACAUUUCAGCUGUGCUAGCAAGCACCUUUACAAAACAGAUCGAUCCAUUUUUUUUUUAGAUAUUCAUAAUUUUAUGUUUUAGAAAAAAUAGACCAUUGGAAACAGUCUGGGAAACAUGAAAAUUUUUCCAUACAUUUGUUUCCAUUUUCCAUAAUUUUCCAGACCUGGAAAUUUAUAAAAUCAAAUUCCAUACUUUUCCAUACUUGUGUAGGUACCCUGGGAUAGACGAAUUCUCUCUAAGACCCUUUUAUCUGCCAAGGAAAUUGACACAAGUUGUUGUUACAGUUGUGUAUAUCCACCCAAUGCAUACAUUACUUAAAUAAGUUAGAAUAAGUUAAUGAUAAAUUGAUUGAUAAAUAAACAGAUAAAUAAAUAACUAAAUUUCAUGUUAAAAAUGGUUAAAAUGCAGUGUUUUGAAACUUGAUAAGAGUAAGAUGUCGUUGCCUCAAAGGAUCUUUAUUCUAGCUGUGAGCCAUAGCCCCGUUCAGAGUGAGUGUUCUUUUCCAGAGAUGAUCUUCGACAUAGUUAUGUUGUUCGCUGAAAACCAGCUGGUCUCAGGGCAAACUGAAGUCAGAAGUAACUCAAACAUGCUGAAUGUGUCCUAAAUGCUUGAGCCUUUGGAAAUUGUUAUCUUUGUGACUAUUUAUAUGUUUAUUAGCACUUAAACAUAGGUUCUAAAUGUUAGCUAGCUAAUACUAUGAAUAUGUCAUGUAAACUUGACAGGAAGCUAACGUUUUCAUGCCAUGUACAUGUAUGUAAGCUAACUAUGUGAGCGUACCAGAGAGGCUUUCAAGUCUAAGGCCGAAUCCCAGUUCACCCCUUGGCCCCUCCCCCUUAGCCCUACCCCUCCAUUUAGCACAUUCACGUGAAGGGGUAGGGGUGUCCCAAUUCUUGAUGAGUCAGAGGGGAGGGGCUAAGGGGGAGGGCU
Molecule: messenger RNA, 4269 nt
Organism: Sphaeramia orbicularis (orbiculate cardinalfish)
Lineage: Eukaryota; Metazoa; Chordata; Actinopteri; Kurtiformes; Apogonidae
Product: deleted in malignant brain tumors 1 protein-like
Exons: 10
Coding region: 192-2621 (809 amino acids)
Biological process (GO): zymogen activation
Cellular component (GO): plasma membrane
Molecular function (GO): serine-type endopeptidase activity
Source: RefSeq, a predicted model, not a curated record